Molecule: messenger RNA, 1404 nt
Organism: Colletotrichum fioriniae
Lineage: Eukaryota; Fungi; Ascomycota; Sordariomycetes; Glomerellales; Glomerellaceae
Source: RefSeq, a predicted model, not a curated record
AUGAGCAAAACUUCCAGCAUUGAGAGGGCGGCGGAACCGAUUAUGAAGCCUAUUCGAGUUGCCGUCAUCGGCGCUGGUGCUUCUGGUUUGGUCACAGCCAAGUACCUUCGUCAGGCUAGACAGUACUUCGGCGUACCCGAUAUCGAGGUCCGGAUCUUUGAGAGGGAAGAAGGAGUGGGUGGUGUCUACAAGUACAAGGUCUACGAAGAAGCCGAGAUGGUUUCGUCCAAGUACCUCACAGCGUUUUCGGACUUUCGUGUCCCAAAAGACCUCCCUGAUUUUCUGCCGGUAGAGGAUUAUGUUCGCUACCUCGAGGGCUUCUGCGCCCAGUUUGAUCUUUGGGACAUUAUCGAGACGAAUACGGAGAUUCUUCGAGUUUCUCACACGGCCAAUGGCCACCGCGUCUUUUUUCGACGCUCUCAAUGUUUGGAAGUUGCAGAGAGCCAAGAUGAGGGCCAAGAAGAGGAGUCAUGGGACUGUGAUGCCAUCGCCGUCUGCUCCGGUCUUAACAAUGUGCCGUCCAUCUCAUACAUCGAAGGCCUUGAGAACCUUUGGAUGCCGGAUCCUCACCAAAAGCCGGUCGACACAGCAAUUGCGAGUUUCCUCGACACUGCAUAUCUUCCAGAGCGUCUCCAACACUCCAGUCUACUCUGGAGCGUGUACGACAAGACGUUCAAGGGUCUUCACCUUCUCUCAGGCGGGACCGCGGCUGGCCCGGAUCAGUGGGUUGGAGAGAUUGAGGGCGAACGCAAUAACGUUGACUCCUACAGCAAGAAGCGUGAGCACGCUGAGGCGCUGUCUCAAGUCAUCAAGCCCGACUUGGUGGUCGCUGCAACUGGAUAUGUGCGCCGAUUCGAUUUUUUGGACGACGAUUACCCGAAACCCAAUGAGCUGGAUGUACGCGGGAUCUGGAGGCGCGGAGAGAUAACCGCGGGAUUUAUUGGCUUCGUACGGCCUGGCAUUGGAGCUAUUCCGCCUCUUGCCGAACUACAAGCCCAACUAUGGGUUCUCAACCUCCUCCGGCACAAAUACCCUCAACGAAUGGCGCUGCAUGCUUCAGGUGCCAGCCAAGGAGAGUCUAACGACGAUGCUAUUCCUCACUAUGAGAUCGACUACGCUCUCAAGGCUCGAGGCGGACAUGACUUGUUCAAGAGCAAGCACGGGGUUGAACAGGAGUCUUACGCAUAUCAGCUUGCUCUCGACAUGGGCAGCGCGCCGACAUUUUCUUUCAUGUGGCGUCAGGGGUUUAAGGCGUUUUUCACAUGGGCAAUGGGAUCAAAUUUCAACACCAAAUUUCGUCUCAUUGGUCCAUGGAGAUGGACAAAGGGCGCGCUGCCUAUCAUGCGUGGCGAGCUGUUUGAUGUUGUCAAGCAAACAGGGGGCGGUGUCUACUGGUCGGGAUGA